UCGAAAAGUAAGGAAACAACUGCUGAAAUUCGUUUGAUUCUGUAUUCUAAAAGUUAAAUGUAGCGAAUCACUCAUCGCCGAGAUGAUAGCAAUGGCGGAAAAGUGGGAAAAAGUUCUCUACAAAAAACAGAACUUUCCGGAUAAUUAUGUCGAUGCUUCAUUUUUAUCGGACUUGAGAAAAAAUGUGAAUCUUCACAAAUAUACUUUUUGGGAAGCUUUCACUGGAAUUUCUGUUGUAACACAUGAAAUCAGUUCAACUGUAUUAUUUGUUAUAACGUACAUAUGCAUGAAGGAGAACAUGUUUUCUAUUAGAACAGUUGUAUCUGGUAUUGCAGUAUUACUGAUAUUCUGUGCUUUUUUGCAACAGUGGUUGAAAAAUGAAUGGUGGUUGUUUAAAAAGGCUAACGUUUAUGAGCAUGUUAAAAGCUGCAUCAUAUUUUUAACAUUCGGAUACAUGUUUUCACCCAUACUCAAAACUCUAACACAAAGUGUAAGUACUGAUACCGUUUAUGCCAUGGUAGUUCUCAUGUUGUUAUUACAUGUUUUAUGCCAAGAUUACGGUACUCGUGCUGCAAUCGUUAGCAGUAGUGUUUCUCUCAAUUCCGCAUUGUUCGCCGCUGUUUGUCUAGCUUCCAGACUGCCAACAGUUGAACACACUUUUGCUUUGGUGGUACUCGCAGUGAUAUUUUUUGUUUUGCUUCCUCUUAUCAGAAAGAAAAUUAAAGACAAUAUUUAUUGUCUUCUGUCGAUGACGGGACUUUUCAUGGGCAUCGUAUCCAUUUUUCUGAUUUUCAUUUCUGUAGUAUAUGCUAUUCUAUUCAUGUUGUUAUGUUUUUGCAUUAACCUUUUUUUUAUUGCUCUUUUUAUUUAUUGUCAGAAGUACAAAGAAAAUAUAUUUGGACCUUGGGAUGAAGCAGUUGUAAAAUUUCAGUGAUUUGCUUUAUUAGUUUUGUUUGUUGUUGUUGAUUCCAAAAUUUAUAUUUGUUGUUGUUGAUUUCAAAAUUUAUUUCAAUGUUUUGUAAGAAAUAUUUUCAGAAAUAUACUU
Messenger RNA from Argiope bruennichi, 1045 nucleotides. It is a transcript of the gene PIG-C, whose product is annotated as phosphatidylinositol N-acetylglucosaminyltransferase subunit C-like. Gene Ontology annotation, biological process: GPI anchor biosynthetic process. The record is from RefSeq and is a predicted model, not a curated record. The coding region runs from base 83 to 934 and encodes 283 amino acids. The transcript has a single exon. Lineage: Eukaryota; Metazoa; Arthropoda; Arachnida; Araneae; Araneidae. Gene Ontology annotation, cellular component: membrane; glycosylphosphatidylinositol-N-acetylglucosaminyltransferase (GPI-GnT) complex.